Alternaria rosae is the source of this 1681-nucleotide messenger RNA. RefSeq lists its product as uncharacterized. The transcript is spliced from 2 exons. Gene Ontology annotation, biological process: ubiquitin-dependent protein catabolic process; protein polyubiquitination; positive regulation of proteasomal ubiquitin-dependent protein catabolic process. The record is from RefSeq and is a predicted model, not a curated record. Gene Ontology annotation, molecular function: ubiquitin conjugating enzyme binding; zinc ion binding; ubiquitin protein ligase activity. Bases 1 to 1350 code for a protein of 449 amino acids. Gene Ontology annotation, cellular component: cytoplasm; ubiquitin ligase complex. NCBI's taxonomy places the organism in Eukaryota, Fungi, Ascomycota, Dothideomycetes, Pleosporales, Pleosporaceae.
AUGUCUAAGAGCUGUGUGAUUUGCGGCACCGAGGAGAGCGAAGGCGAACUACUUCUCGAAGCACCCUGCGGCCGCCAUCUGGUCUGCGCCGACGACAUCGGUAGCUUUUUCGAGAAUGCGACAAAUAACGAGAGCCUGUAUCCGCCACAGUGCUGCGAUGUUAUGUUUGUGUUAGACGACUACGAGGACUACGUGCCGUUUGAGGUGGCUUGGGCGUACCAGGUGAAACAACAGGGCGAGUAUACAAUCCUGGCAAAAUUCCGAACAUACUGCGCAAACCCAUCUUGCGCGAGAUUUCUACCCCCCGGAACCCACGUCGAAGACCCCGAGUCGAAGAUCAUAUACGCUAUCUGUGAGGCCGAAGAGUGCGGAAAGUUGACUUGUGUCAAGUGCCAGACGGCGCUCGACCAAGGGGCCCGGAAUCACAAGUGCGAACAGAGCGAAGACGACAAGAAGUUUAAGCAGACAGCGAACGAAAAGGGCUAUCAAGAGUGCUUCGUCUGUGGCGCAACCGUAGAGUUAGCCGAGGCGUGCAACCACAUUACGUGCGAAUGCGGCAACUCAUUCUGCUACAUUUGCGGCGAGAACUGGCCUGGACUGCACGGCUGCCCGCAUUACGGACCCGCGGAGUACGACGAGGAAGGAUACAACCAGGAUGGAUUCCAUCGCGACUCUGGUCUAAGCCGUGAGGGUCUCACUCGUCGUCAAGAAAUUAUGCGUGCCCGUGCAGAGGACGAAGCGCAGGGCGACGACGAUGACGACGAAGACGAAGACGAAGGUAACGAGCACAAUAAUCCCGAAUGGGAAGUCCUGCAACAUCUGACUCCCGAUCAACGCGCUGUUGUCAAUAUGCUUCCUCAUGGGCCCCGCGAAGACGCUUUGGACCAGCAUCGCAUCGAGUUGUUCGAAAACCAAGGUAUUACGUUCGAUCAGUUCCAUCCUCAGCCUCCGCCUCCGCCUCCACACCCGCAAGAUAAUGGUGAGGAUGGUGAUGAGGAGGGGGAAAAUAACGGUGAAGACGAUGAGGAGCCCGACGACGACGAGGACAUAGACGCAGGACAUGGACCCGCCUUCGAUGGCUUGCCAGCUGAAGCAGCAGUUCAUGACGCAAGGUUCGUUCUCGAUGCAAACGAAGAAAUGCCGAUCACCCAUGAUAUACCAAACGACGAGGACCCCCAAGAAGUACCAGGGGAAUUUCCCGCGGACCAAAAUGAAUUCUACGACUUCGCCGGCUCAAACAUCCAAGUCGUCCCGGCCGGCGGAGAAGCCACUUACCAUGAUAUCCCCGCCACAACUACCCAGCCUCCCACUUCCCACAACGACGUCAACGACGACGCACCCGUAGCUUAGCAGUGCUACAUCGUCGUUGCUCGCGACUUCGCCACAGGAACAACAGCCCACGUCAUACUACGAAUAACCUGAACAGGUCUGCAGACUACACUGAGUUGUAGUUGGGCAAAGUAGAAGACCCAAGGUCAAUGUAGGCUCCAGGGUGUUCAAUUUUUCCUUGUAUGAAGUGAAGGCAUCGCUGUUUCUGGGUUCGAUGUUGUGCGUCCGUGCGCGACCAGGCCGGCUGUGGGAUAGUGUUGGAUCGUAGGGAUAGUCCUGGAGUGAGAGGUGCUAGAUGGCGUUGUCUUCCAAUCGUGAUAUUUCCAGAAGUAAAUGAGGUGAAUGCCAAAGU